Molecule: messenger RNA, 1503 nt
Organism: Penicillium taxi
Lineage: Eukaryota; Fungi; Ascomycota; Eurotiomycetes; Eurotiales; Aspergillaceae
Product: arylsulfotransferase family protein
Exons: 2
Coding region: 1-1503 (500 amino acids)
Source: RefSeq, a predicted model, not a curated record
AUGAUCCUCUUUUCACAGACCAUUCAGUUAAUCACUGCUUUUCUUUGUAUCACAAAGAUAAAAUCGUCAUGGCCAGUACAGAAAUACAAGAGCACAUCGAUCGAAACACCCUUCAUAAAUGUCACCAAGACAGGCCAGACAGAACCUGGAUUCCUAUUCUUCACACCACGCGAUCCUGAAAAGGGGCUUGGACAUCCUGUCAUCUAUUCAGAUGAUGGACAGCUAGUGUGGCAGGGAUCCAAAGGAAAUCACUAUGCGAUUCAACCACAAAUACUCGAUGGUGAGCCCGUGAUUGCUUAUUGGACCGGAUAUUCUAUUGAGGGAUUUGGAUAUGGCUACAUCAGUAUUCUGAAUAGCUCCUAUGACGAGAUUCAUCGUGUAAGAAUAGACUGCAAGUCUGAAUCCUUCGUGACCGUUUUUGACCCCAUGCAAUUUGAUUCCUGCAUCGACCUUCACGAGAGUCAGCUCACUGAGGAUGGCACAGUCCUGGUCACUGCUGUCAACGUAACUCAAGCUGAUCUGACUUCUGUUGGAGGCCCAAAGAAGGGUUGGAUUCAAGACAGCCUCGUAUAUGAGAUCGAUAUCAAAACAAAUGAUGUGCUCUUUCGCUGGAGCGCCUACGAACACAUUGCCGAGGUUCCUAUGAGCUUGAGCUGGGCUCCGAUAGGUUUGGUAGGGGUUGGAUCUGGAACCAAAAAGACUGAUCCGUAUGCGUAUUCUUAUCUGAACUCCGUUGCUAAGUAUGGGGACUCGUAUCUGGUUUCAUCGCGGUACAUGUGCAGUGUCCUUUUUAUUGCGCCUGACGGUAGUAUCACCUGGUAUCUUCAUGGGCGGACUGGUGGAGAUUUCAAGCUGGGUCCAGAUACUAGUUUCUGCUAUCAGCAUCAUGUACGCUUUCUGUCUCAAAGCCCCAAGCGGGUGUCGAUAGCUCUACAUAAUAACGACAAUACUCCCUUCACGGGCAACAUCAACAUAACGACUGGCUUGCUCCUGGAUGUCGAACUGUAUGGCUCGAAGAAGGUCACACUGAAUCGCAGAACUUGGGAUCAUGCAGAGCCCGUAUACGCUAGGCUUCAGGGCAGCUACCAGAGCCUCAAAAACGGUCAUAUCCUACAAGGCCACGGCUCUAUACCAAAGAUAGAGGAAUAUGAUAUCGAUGGAAAUAUUGUCAUGCGUGCGCAGUUUGGCUUGGAUGAUGUCAUGCACACUUAUCGUGUUUACAGAUAUCCCUGGAUCGGGCACCCAUCUACAAUCCCACAGGUUGUUGCAUGUCUGCUGAAUGAAAGUGAAGCUGCUGUGUAUGUGAGCUGGAAUGGGGCGACAGAUAUCAACUCAUGGAGAGUAUACUCUGAGCGAGAAAUCAAACAGGUACCAAGGAAUGGAUUUGAAACAACCAUUAUUGUUAGGGGACUUUCGAAGGGCGACUCAGUCAUUGUUGAGGCUGUUGGUGGCGUUAGACAUGGCACAAGAUCUGAGUCUACUCUUGUGGGAAAGCCCUGCUGA